This is a messenger RNA of Scaptodrosophila lebanonensis, 1543 nucleotides long. RefSeq names its product peptidoglycan endopeptidase LytF (gene red). The coding region runs from base 304 to 1317 and encodes 337 amino acids. The record is from RefSeq and is a predicted model, not a curated record. The transcript is spliced from 5 exons. NCBI's taxonomy places the organism in Eukaryota, Metazoa, Arthropoda, Insecta, Diptera, Drosophilidae.
GUUGUCAAGUCGUUGGAUCGGUUGUAAGAACGCGCUUUAAUAUCUGGGCCACAUCUUAGCUAUUUGUUUCUCGUUGUCAUAACCUCGUGAACGGUGCGUUUGUGUAAUCGGUCCGACAAAUAGAAAUUAUACAAAAAGUUUGCGUUGCUUCAAUUACCAGCUGCAUUUAAUCGGAUUUCCCGGCAUAACCUUCAACGAUUUUCUAACAACAUGUUGACGCAUUGAUAUUUUAUCUAUUCUAAAGGGGCAACUGUUGGAUAUUUUUGCAUAUAGACUGAGGAAAAAACGCAUUUAAAACCAAAAAUGGAUUACAUCGUUAAGGCCUACAAAGAUUGGAAACUGCACUCGCAGUUUCAGGAGAUUGUACCUGAUAUGGAUGACACUGAAUUCAUGUUUAACGAGAAACAAUCGAUUCGCGACUCAGCCCGUACUCUUAAAAAGUAUGGUAGCACCUGCUCUAAUAACAGAUCUAAUGAGACCCUAAUGCUUAUACGACACGAGGUUGAGAAAAAUGACACACUUCAGGGUAUUGCACUUAAAUAUAACUGCACGAUGGAGCAAAUUCGCCGCACCAAUCGCCUUUUUGCAUCUGAUAGCCUAUUUUUGCGACAAUUCUUGCUAGUUCCUGUUGAAAAGGCGUCGCCCUAUUAUCCUCAAGCUAGUCUAAAUAUCAGCGCAUCAGCUGCGGGACUAGCCGAUGCGCUGGCCGUUUCGGCCAUAACAACAAAAGAGCAACUGGACGCUGUGCAUAAUUCCAACAACCGACGGCAAUCAAACACCUACAGAAACAGCGAUUAUACAAAUAGCAACAGUAGUUCCAGCAGUGUUGGUAGCAGCAGCAACUGUCAAAGUACACGUCCUGGUCCUUUACAUGCCCGUCCUUAUUCAAUUGCUGGCGAGGUACUCGUGCAUAGCGCCGACGAGGAUCCUGCUCUGAUGAUCAAUCAUAAAGCAUGCAGCAGUAAGCAAAGCAAGUCAAUGGACUCGGUGUCUACGAUGACGCCGGAGGAAGAAAAUAGGAAGUGCAUGAACGAUUUUCUCAAUAAAAUUGAUAACACUAUUUCGGAGUCGCGAAAAUAUGUGGAGCGCUCUAAAGACAGCAUGAUCAACUAUCAGAUGGACGUGGAUGUUUACGUGAACAACAUAGAUUUGUUUCCACACCGGCGUAAUAAUCGUCCGCCACAACAGCUGUGUCCCAAUUCCACCCACAGCGGCAACUCGGAGGCGGGGCAACAAUUGUUUACCGCACAAACACGGCGUGUGCAGAACUCCUUAAAGCGCCUGGAAAAGCAGCAGGAUGAGUUUUUUGAGUUGUAGCAUAUAUAUACAUAUAUGUAUAUAUAUAUAUAUAUAUAUAUAAUUUUUUAAUUUACUAUUUUCCCGCUUUUAAUGAUUAAAGCGAAUGCACCUAGUAUUAUUCAAAAUUUUAAGACAUAAGCUUUAACUUUCACUGUGUAUACAUAUAAAUAUAUUAUGAGAAUUAUUAAUUUUAUUAUGGCCCCUACUCUAUUAAAAUGAAGUGCUCUUCGAAAUUGGUAAUCAA